This is a messenger RNA of Rhagoletis zephyria (snowberry fruit fly), 758 nucleotides long. RefSeq names its product protein yippee-like. The record is from RefSeq and is a predicted model, not a curated record. Lineage: Eukaryota; Metazoa; Arthropoda; Insecta; Diptera; Tephritidae.
UCACAGGUCGUGCUUAUCUUUUCAAACGAGUAGUUAACCUGACCUUUAGCAGUGUGCAAGAGAGGGUUAUGCUUACAGGUAGGCAUAUGGUAAGAGAUGUAAUGUGCAAAAGUUGUGAUGCCAAAUUGGGUUGGAUGUAUGAAUACGCCACCGAAGAUGCACAAAAAUACAAGGAAGGGCGUGUGAUUCUAGAGUACGCACUAAUUAACGAGACAGAGGGUUUUCAGGGUGAAAGCGGUACAGUUCAUUAAACUAAAUUAAUUUGUGUAGAAUUUUCAUUAAUUUAUCACAACAUGUUAAAUCCGAGAACACUGAAAACUCGACAGACCCUAAUAGAAUUAUUUGCAUUCUUAGUUAUUAGUCUUCUUCGUUAGUAUUCAACAAUUACCAAAAGUUGCAUUUGCAUUAAGUUAGUAAUUUAAUUGUCACUUGGCUACACUACGUUAAAAAUCGCAAUAUCUAUUUUUUAUUCUAAGGACGUAAAUGCGUAUCAAAAAUUGCUUAUGGAAUGUUUCACCGAUAGUAAAAUCGAGUAACUUUUCGUCUGCGUCCUUGCAUCAUCAUAAUAUAUAAGAAAUAUUUAACCAUUCAUCUACAUACAUAUGUAUCUACUACGCAUUUUAAGUUUUUGAAUAGUAAUUUAAAUCAUUUAUCAAUUUUACGAAAAUAUAUCAAAAUAAAAAUGCCAAAUAAGCAGUUUAAAAAGCAUAUGCCCUCUUAUCAGGGCAGUGAACUUCGGCGUACGACUCAACAACCAA